Molecule: messenger RNA, 1402 nt
Organism: Labeo rohita (rohu)
Lineage: Eukaryota; Metazoa; Chordata; Actinopteri; Cypriniformes; Cyprinidae
Gene: bloc1s5
Product: biogenesis of lysosomal organelles complex-1, subunit 5, muted
Exons: 5
Coding region: 172-636 (154 amino acids)
Cellular component (GO): transport vesicle; BLOC-1 complex
Source: RefSeq, a predicted model, not a curated record
GGAGUUAUUUUCUGUUAUUGUUUGCAUGUGACUCGUUGAAGAAUGUGACAUUUUGCAAAGAAACAUUUCACUUUAAUUAUUUUAAAAUUCUCAGUCAUCAGACUUUGACGAUAGGAAACAUUUGGCUAUAUAAUCGUGUAAGCUUGUCAGAUUAACCAGCAUCUCGUGGUGAUGGAGAAGGUAGUUAAGGAUGUUGGUGAUAUUCAGUCCAGACUGACUGAUCACAGGCCGAUCCUGCAGGGAGAAAUCAGAUACUUCAUCAGGGAGUUUGAGGAAAAGCGUGCUUUCAGAGAAUGCCGCCUACUUGAAAAUCUGAAUAAGAUGACCUCGGACACCAAUGAACAUGAUCUGCCACGGUGCACUGAGAGUAUGCAUGAGAAACUAUGUGACGCUCUCACACGACUUGAAGCAGCGAAUCAUAUGGCACAGAGGAUCCAGCAGAGGGAGCUACAGGUUGAACAGAACACACAUCUACAGGUGUGUGCGGAGAGGCGGAAGCAGGACUGGGAGGAGUUCCAGAGGGAGCAGUUUCGUCUAAAGGAGGAGGUGGAUGAGGAGCACGCUAAAGCUGUAGGCAGACUUAGCGCUCAAUACAAUGACAUGAAAAAAGACCUGGCCAAAUACAGCAGCUUCUGAACCUCAAUGAACUGUUAAUGAAUGUUUUACUUAUGACAUAUCAGUGUAGUGCAGUUGUUUCCUUUUUCCAUUUUGUUGAUGCUGUCAGUGAUGACAUUAAAUAAAUAUUUUAUACAAAAUGGAAAUGUGUCAUCACUAACCAAGUCUCAUGUCAUUGAAACCUCUUGUGGAAAAAAAGGACAUUUUAACAUCUUUAAAAAAAAGGUAACAUCUAAUUUAGAGUCUUUACAUUCAUGAACUUUUAGCCUGUAAAAACAUCCAUCAUGGCACACAUGUGCCUCUAACAUCCUUUAAGUUCACAUUUAAUCACAGACAUUUACACAUUCUAAAAUUCUAAAUUAUUAUUUGAAACAUUCUGAAAACUGUAAAUACCCUCUCGUAUGACAGUUUUUUUCCUACAUGUGUUUGUACUGUAUGUAUAAAAUCUCUUGCAUUAAACGUGUCUGAAUGUGUUUCAGGCCAUCUGUUUACCUGCUUUAGACUGAAAAAGAUCUUGGCCAGAAAUCUGUCCUUUCUCCUCACAUGUCUCUGUGUUUUCCACACAAUAGUAAAAGGUCAGAAAGCACAUUCAGUGAAUCUGAGCUGCCUUUGACAUGGGUGGAGCAAUUGGAUUGUCAAUUCUUCGCAUGCUAUAUCCUGAGCAUUUACACACUGCUAAUGUAACCACAACAAGUCUGUUUACCAUUAGUCAAGGUGUUUCUCUGUGCGGAUGCAUCAGUGGAAGGUAUUAUUUCAGAGAUUUCUAUGAAAUGCUGUUGGUCAUGGU